UCCAAGGCUAGGGUAAGAAUAAGGGACAGAACUAAGCUCUGUUCCAAAUUCUUAUUCAUUGCGGUUCUCUCCAUUUCUUCCAGCAGCUUGAGCGAGGAGGCAAGGAUGUUUCCUGGUGACGUUCUUUCCUUUUCAAAGACAAGUUUUUUACGAGCUUUCCAUCCAUAUAUUCCAGCAGUUUAUCGCAAGGAGCCUCAUUUCACUUCCACCAUUUUGCCUAGUUCGAAGAGUAUCCAUCAUUGUUUGCCACCAGGUGCUGCACUCUUUCUCAUCUUUUCUAGCUUUGCAUCGUGUUUUCAUUUGUUGUUGUUGUUGUUGGUACCAAUGGAGAUUCCACUCUCACGAUACCAAUCUUACACAUUGGAUCAAUUCCAAAGUGAAUGCUACUUUUCCGCUUUGGGUUCUUCCGGAUCCAGUUACUUUUCUGGUAAAGGUUUCGUCUUUGGGUGUGGUUUACGUUCAAAGGUGAGGAAUUGGAGGAACCACUUUUCCCUUAUUUGUUGUUGCUCCACUGAAAGUGGCAUUCGGAGGCCUAAAUCUUCGAGAAUACCGUAUCAUGAGAAGGUAGAGCCUGUUUUGGAGGACACUCAGAUGAGGAAACCUUCCUUUGUUGGGCUGUGUAGUGAGAUAGAGAAGCUAGUUCUGUGCAAUAGGUAUAGGGAUGCAAUUGAGUUGUUUGAGAUUUUGGAGCUUGAAGGUGGUGGUAGAUAUGUUGGUGCUAGUACUUACGAUGCUUUGGUGAGUGCUUGUGUUGGUUUGAGAUACAUUAGAGGGGUUAAGAAGGUGUUUAAUCUUAUGAUUAGUAGUGGGUUUGAGCUUGAUUUGUAUAUGAUGAAUAGGGUGUUAUUUAUGCACGUUAGAUGCGGUUUGAUGCAUGAUGCGUGGAAGCUAUUCGAUGAUAUGCCAGAGAGAGAUGAGGUGUCAUGGACAAUGAUGAUUGGCGGGCUUGUGGAUUCUGGGAACAAUAAUGAGGCCUUCAGGUUGUUUUUGUGUAUGUGGGAAGAGUUUAAUGAUGGCAGUCCUCACACUUUUGUUACGAUGAUCAAGGCAGCUGCCGGAUUAGGUCUUAUUCAGGUGGGAAGACAAAUUCAUUCAUGCGCUUUGAAGAUGGAGGUGGGAGAUGAUACUUUUGUUUCUUGUGCACUAAUUGACAUGUACAGCAAGUGUGGUAGCAUCGAUGAUGCCUAUUGUGUUUUUGAUCAAAUGCCAAAGAAGUCGACCGUGGCAUGGAAUUCUAUUAUUUCUGGCUAUGCACUUCAUGGCUAUAGUGAGGAGGCUCUUAAUUUGUUUUAUGAGAUGCGCAAUAGUGGUGCUAAACUGGACCAUUUUACUAUUUCAACAGUGAUUAGAAUAUGUACAAGAUUGGCUUCAUUUGAACAUGCAAAACAAGCUCACGCGGCAUUAGUUCGUCAUGGUUUUGGCACAGAUUUGGUGGCGAACUCAGCACUCAUUGACUUCUACAGCAAAUGGGGUAGGAUGGAAGAUGCUCAACAUGUGUUUGACACAAUGCACCAGAAGAAUAUCAUAUCCUGGAAUGCAUUGAUUGCUGGAUAUGGAAAUCAUGGCCAAGGAGAGGAGGCACUAGAAAUUUUUGAGCAGAUGCUUCGAGAAAGGAUGGUUCCCAACCAUGUCACUUUCCUAGCCGUCUUAUCUGCUUGUAGUUACUCGGGACUAUCAGAACGCGGUUGGGAGAUUUUUCAAUCUAUGAGCAAAGAUCACAAGAUUAAGCCCAGACCAAUGCAUUAUGCAUGCAUGAUUGAGCUAUUAGGUCGAGAGGGUCUGUUGGAUGAGGCUUUAGCACUAAUAAGAACUGCACCUUUCCAACCAACAGCAAAUAUGUGGGCAGCAUUGCUGACAGCAUGUAGAAUGCAUGAGAAUUUUGUGCUUGGGAAGUUGGCAGCAGAAAAACUUUAUGGAAUGGAGCCCGAGAAGAUGUGUAACUAUGUAGUACUUCUAAAUAUAUAUAACACCACUGGAAGAUUGAAGGAAGCUGCUGGUGUGUUACAGACCUUGAAGAGGAAGGGUUUAAGAAUGCUUUAUGCUUGUACCUGGAUUGAAGUUAAAAGAUGGCAAAAUGUCUUCCUUUCUGGAGAUAAAUCCCACCCCCAAACAGAAGAGAUAUACCAAAAGGUGGACAAUUUGAUGGAAGAGAUAUCAAGGUAUGGUUACACUGUGGAGGAUGAUGAAGCGCUGCUUCCUGAUGUUGAUGAAGAGGAACAACGUGUUCUGAAAUAUCAUAGUGAAAAGUUAGCAAUUGCUUUUGGACUAAUUAACACCCCAAAUUGGAUGCCUCUACAGAUCAUGCAGGGUCAUCGUAUAUGUCGAGACUGUCAUACUGCAAUUAAGCUUAUAGCCAUGGUGACAGGAAGAGAAAUUGUGGUAAGAGAUGCUAGUAGGUUCCACCAUUUUAGAAAUGGAAGUUGUUCUUGUGGAGAUUAUUGGUGAUGACGAAAUUGUGUCAUUCAAUUCACAAGGACAUGUUACUCACUUCCAUCCUUUCCCUCAAACUAAACCUCAGUUUUGACUAGGAUGCAAUCCUAUAAUUGGUGUAAUUCUUUUUUGAGAUUCUUUAAUAAAAGACCUAUCAUACUUCCAAGAUUUUGCACU
Messenger RNA from Arachis duranensis, 2607 nucleotides. Its product is annotated as pentatricopeptide repeat-containing protein At5g50390, chloroplastic. Bases 106 to 2445 code for a protein of 779 amino acids. Gene Ontology annotation, molecular function: protein binding; RNA binding; zinc ion binding. The record is from RefSeq and is a predicted model, not a curated record. NCBI's taxonomy places the organism in Eukaryota, Viridiplantae, Streptophyta, Magnoliopsida, Fabales, Fabaceae. The transcript has 2 exons. Gene Ontology annotation, biological process: RNA modification.